Molecule: messenger RNA, 1937 nt
Organism: Anoplophora glabripennis (Asian longhorned beetle)
Lineage: Eukaryota; Metazoa; Arthropoda; Insecta; Coleoptera; Cerambycidae
Gene: Dus4
Product: tRNA-dihydrouridine(20a/20b) synthase [NAD(P)+]-like
Exons: 2
Coding region: 107-1273 (388 amino acids)
Biological process (GO): tRNA processing
Molecular function (GO): tRNA dihydrouridine synthase activity; flavin adenine dinucleotide binding
Source: RefSeq, a predicted model, not a curated record
UAUAUUUUUAUUUACCUUACAUUAUAUUAUUCAAAAAUGAUUUACAGUUUUCGGUAGUGUUAUACCUAUUUUAUGGGUUCACGUAUAAAGUUUAAAGUACAGCAAAAUGUUGCAAGAAAACAAGAAUAUGAAUGUUUUGGAUUUAUUUGAAAAACAAAAAAUGGUUAAAGUAUGUGCUCCAAUGGUUCGAUAUAGCAAAUUGCAGUUUAGAAACUUGGUUAAAUUAUACGACUGUGAUUUAACUUUUACACCUAUGAUAUUAGCGGAUUCUUUUUGUCUAAGUGAAAAGGCAAGAAGAAACGAGUUGACUACAAAUUUACUAGAUACUCCAUUAAUAACUCAGUUUGCUGCAAAUUCUGUGUAUGAAUUUGUAGGUGCAGCACACCUUUCUUCACCAUAUUGUAAUGGAGUGGAUUUAAAUUGUGGUUGCCCUCAAAAAUGGGCAAAAGAAUUAGAAUUAGGUUGUGCUAUGUUAAAAAAACCUGAGCUUGUUUAUGAUAUAGUUAGGCAAUGCCGUAAUAGGAUAUCGAAACCAUUCACUUUGGAGUUAUGUGGUGUUAGUUUCCUUAGUGUACAUGCUAGAACGUCAAACCAAUUUACAGGAGAAAUAAAUAAAAACAUUUUAAAGUUAAUUAAAGAAAAUUGUAACAUUCCAAUAAUAGCAAACGGUGGAUUGACGUCGUUGGAAGACUGUGUUUUACUACAAACCGAAACAAAUUGUGAUGGUUUUAUGGUAGCUAAUGGUUUACUAACAAAUCCAAUGUUGUUCAGUGGUUCAACUACAACUUCUGUGAGUUGUAUACAAAACUGGUUAAAUAUCUGCUACAAUAGUACUUUAAAUCUAGCAAGGUACGAAAAUGAAUUAAAAGAUCCAAAAUGUGUGGUCGAAGAAAAACCUUACAAUUUGACAUUCCAAUGCUUUCAUCACCAUUUAGUUUUUAUGUUGGAAAAAGUUUUGCCAAGGAAGGAGAAACGUAUUUUUAAUAAUUUAAAAUCAUUUAGUGAUGUUUUAGAAUUUAUAAGGGAUUAUUUCGAUAUACGACCACAAUUGUAUGAGCCAAUGCAAUUUUAUAAAAAUGUAGUUUUAGAUUUAGAUUUUUUUGAUAGAGAAGAAGUAUAUCGAAAUUUAAAAUCACUAGAAAGUUUUCAGGAAACUAACGAAGCUAUUCUCUACGACUGUGAAGACGAUGGAAAAUAUUUCAAAAACAAAAUUAGUCCUGUGGAGAAAAACAGUGAAUGUGAUUGGUCAAAUUUAUUUUUAGAAAAUGACUAAUGGCAUUUAUUUACCACUUAAUUUGUUAUAUAUUUAAAUAAAAAAUGUUAUUUUAAUUUCUUUAAUUUUUGAAAUGUAAUACGUAGAAGAAAACCUCCCACAUUCGAGAUGGAUAUCCUAAGAGAUUGUAUAGAGUGGACCAAAUGCGAUAGCAUAUGAAGUUAUUUUGAAAACUAUGCGAGAUAGAAAAUAUUGUUAUAUAUUGAUUAUUUAAAUUAAACAAAAAAUGGUGCAAACCUGUAACCCAGUUAUUAAGAGUUGAAUUUAAAAACAAAACAUUUAAGUAGAUUGGGGUAGAAAAAAAAUACUCAUUAAUUUUUGAGAUUGAUAAAAGUUGUAUUUUUUUUUUAUAUGGAAUGUAUUUUUGUCAUUCGUUUACCAUUCAAAUUAGCUUUCCAUGUUUCUCAAAAAUUGUAAGGUAUUAAUUGAAAACUAUCAAAAAUGAACUGUUGAUUUUUUCCACCAUACCAUUGUUUCCUGCUCCUUAAAAAAGCUUUGAUAAAAUGUAAUUUGUAUCACUCUUUUUCUCUGAAAUUGCGACUAACACAGAACAUUUUUUUCUAUGUUGGACUUACUAACAUUGCGAUCUUUUCUGGAAUCACCUUAGUCUUUCUUUGUGGCAACAUCUUAUAAAUAAUGGUUUUAGACUUAUUUAAGGGUAAUA